AUGGCCCAUGGGUCCUUGAUUUAUGCCCAUCGCUCCCCCUCCUCCCCCUACCGUCUUCCGGCCCUUCUCCCCCGGCCUGAUCGUCCCAAGCGUGGGCCGCUGAGCACGAUGGCGGCCGGCAGCUCAAACCGGCCAGAGCCUGGGAAUAAGAGCUAUUUUGCCAGUCAACCAAGCAUCCUGGAGGGCGAUCACAGCCAGGCCACCCAACUUCUAGCCUUCCCAGCGUUCAGACGCCGGCUAUCGGGCCAGUCCUCUGCAGCCCUGGAGGUUUUUGCGGGGCCUGCGGCGGGGACGUUCCCGAUCAACCCCUGGGGACGUUCCGGUUCAUCUUCUUGCGUCCAAUUUUUCUAUCCGGGGCUCUCGCAAUCGUUCUUAUUUCUCGUCUGGUAUCUCGAUUUCGGUGUUCGAAGAGAAAAAAAAAUUCUAGAAGCUAUCCGACGGGUGAGAAUCGGGUUUGCCGGUGGUGUUGGGGACAAAAAAUACCUAUCGCCGGAGCUCUCAGCCAGCUCUCUCAUCCUAUGA
Molecule: messenger RNA, 522 nt
Organism: Penicilliopsis zonata CBS 506.65
Lineage: Eukaryota; Fungi; Ascomycota; Eurotiomycetes; Eurotiales; Aspergillaceae
Exons: 2
Coding region: 1-522 (173 amino acids)
Source: RefSeq, a predicted model, not a curated record